This is a messenger RNA of Botrytis sinoallii, 369 nucleotides long. RefSeq lists its product as uncharacterized. The record is from RefSeq and is a predicted model, not a curated record. The transcript has a single exon. NCBI's taxonomy places the organism in Eukaryota, Fungi, Ascomycota, Leotiomycetes, Helotiales, Sclerotiniaceae. Bases 1 to 369 code for a protein of 122 amino acids.
AUGCACGCGUAUCAACCGCGCGAUUUUGCUCGGGUCCCUAUAUCUCAGGGCUGUGAAGGCUGUACACAGAUCACGACAGAAGCGAUCCCGGAUGAUGCCAUACCACCGCCUUUACCAGGGGAUUCUAUUAACAGUCCACAUAUUACCAUGGCGGAGUUCCCACUCACCCCCAUCCAAAUGGCUACUCCUCAAGCUCCUGAAGAUUCUACUGAAAUCACGCAGGAGGAGUUCACACAUUGUGCUAUCAAAUUGCCUUCGUCUCAGCCAAUUGGCGGCAGCUCGAAAUUUAAAGAGAAGCCCCCACAUUUCGCAAUUCAAGUAUCUUCGCCUGCGGGAUUUGGUAGGGAUUUGGAUUUUAUGAAGAAUUAG